Molecule: messenger RNA, 246 nt
Organism: Protopolystoma xenopodis
Lineage: Eukaryota; Metazoa; Platyhelminthes; Monogenea; Polystomatidea; Polystomatidae
Source: the annotation of a GenBank genome assembly
AUGACGGACAGCCUCGGAGUUGCUCAGUCCUUUGGGCGAGCUCGCACGACAGCGACUGUGGCGUCCGAUUUGCGAACUGACAACACGGAAACGAUCUGCCCGUCAUCCGAGUCGCACAGAUUUAUUGCGAAAAUCACCAAAAUCUACUCUGUCUGCCCAAAUGUUUUCGUGAUAAGCUGGCCUAAUCCCGUCAUCGCCUUGACAACUGAAGGAUUUGGUACUCCGAGGGUCGACUUGGUCUUCUAA